Messenger RNA from Gossypium arboreum, 2236 nucleotides. Its product is annotated as EPIDERMAL PATTERNING FACTOR-like protein 2. Gene Ontology annotation, biological process: guard cell differentiation; stomatal complex development. The record is from RefSeq and is a predicted model, not a curated record. The transcript has 2 exons. The coding region runs from base 1703 to 2110 and encodes 135 amino acids. NCBI's taxonomy places the organism in Eukaryota, Viridiplantae, Streptophyta, Magnoliopsida, Malvales, Malvaceae.
CCAUUUCAAUCUAAAUUUCUACCAACCUUUGCAUUUCAAGUCCGCAAAUGCAACAACAUCACCAUUACAAACUGUUGAGCCGAGUUCGAAGUAGUCAUUCAUUCUUUUGGGGUGCACUUGGCUAAAAUCACUGAUAAAAAAAAACCCUGAACUCUAAACAUGUUUGAUUUUUACAAUUAGCAGUAGAAACUAAAAGUAAUAGCAAUAGUAACUGUAAAGUUCUCCUCACAAUUGCAUGAACAAAAUGGUAUAUGAUGCAGGACAGCAGGAGGAUGUCUACCAACUCUCUCUCUCUCUCGGUUUUGUACAACAUAGAAAAAGUUUUGUUUUUUUCUUACUGGGGAUUGUACAGUAGUUUGAAAGAUCAUAUCACUAUACUCAGAGACACCGGUCCAGCAGAAAAUUUCAUAGAAAAGGAACCCUUUUUUAUUGAUGAUGAUACUUUUGACUUGUGCUUCGAAAUAUUCCCAGCCUUCGAUUGUGGGGGAAAAAACUUUCUCCCCUAAGCUCCAGAAGAUUAGCCAGCAGAGAGCCUACUGCCCAGGCUAUCAGAAAAAAGUACAGUGAGUGAGUGUUGCAAUCAAGGUUUCCUUAUUUCUAGCUUUGCUUGCCUUGGCUUAGUUUCAAAGCCAUCGCCUCAAAGUUUAUUUUUCAGAUAUAACAUUGAAUGAAUAUCUUCGACCUUUGGCUUUAAGAUAUUUGCAUGCUUACUGGGUAGCCCCUGGUCUGCCUUUUUCACCCAUAAGAAGAAGAAAAUGGAUCUGCUUUAGAAAAAGGAAAUAAGAUGGUAUACAGUUUUACUGUAUGUCUGGUAAGAUUCACUACUCUCUAUUAACGUGCACAUCUGGAGAUCUCUUAAAAAAAAGAAUAGAAUCAGGGACCAGAAGAUUAUCUUAAUUGCCAUCAUGGAUGAUUGUUCAAAUGGACGAUCAUGAUUUGAUCAAAGGGGUACAUUAGCCUGUGUGUUUCCCACGUACCAACCUGUGAACAAGUUGACCCCAAGUAGUCACUGUGUUCUUUUAUUUUUUUUUCUUUUAACAAACUCAUUUAAGAUUGCUGCAGUUCUGAAUGUCUCAGUCAUUGAUGCGCAGAAAUGGGACUCUGCCACCCGAUUUCGCUUUACCCUUAAUAGGAAAGGAAACUAUCAGAGGUUAAAAGGCACAGCAGCCUAGGCAAAAGCUGUGGAGUUCUUCUGAUUCAUAGGUCCCUUAGACCCAAAACAGGCAGCUGUUAUCCGUAGCUAAUACAACCCCGCAAUCUUCAAAAUAGUGUUAUAUUAGUGGAAUGAUUUGAAGGGGGAGGGAAGAGAGAUGUGUACUUGCUUGUGAGGAGAAGCAACACUGCAAUAGGCUAGAAGGGAAAAGGGUUUUCUUGAAGUUGAGUUGUCACUUGAGGAGUGAAAUUGGUUAAGCUUUUAAGCUUUUUUUUUAAAACCAUAUGACAAGAAAAGAGAAUCAUUUGCUUGUGAAGCAAUAUUUCCAUGCCAUUGCAAGAUAAGGAGGAGAGUUGAGUGGAGAAAAGUCCAAGAAAUACUAGAGGUUGUUAAGCCUUACUCUUUUCUUUUUUUGACUUUGGGAAGUGGGAUUUAGUAUUUUCCAGGCAUUUCCCAUACCACUUUAUAUUCCCACCACCUUUCAUUCCUCUCUCACAUGCCAUCAUAAUUAGUCAAUCAACAUCAUCGCCAUUUGAGGGUUUUGAAGAUAUGGAGGGAAGGUUGUUUUGUUUUCUGUUGGCUCUUCAAAUAGUAAGAUGGACUUGUGCCACUAGCAGGCCUUUAGCACCAAUUGAUGGUUUUGGAGUUCAUCAACCAGGCCAGAAGAACCCAGGGACAUUACAAGUUCCAUUUAGCUCAAAAGAAAUGUCUCUGCAGAGUUCUAAAAGCAAGGAAAGAAGCGGUGUCACAUUUGAAGAAGCAAAGGCUGAAGGGGUAAGUAAACUGGGGAUAGGGUCAAGCCCUCCAAGUUGUGAACACAAAUGCUAUGGUUGCACCCCAUGUGAAGCCAUUCAAGUGCCUACCACAAGCAAACGAAUCCAUGUGGAUUUACAGUACGCAAAUUAUGAGCCUGAGAGUUGGAAAUGCAAGUGCGGUCCUACCUUUUACAACCCAUGAACUAAAACCACGUACUCACACUGCUUUAGACUUCAUAUUUUCUCCUCUUUCGGUUCAGUCAGAUGAUUUUUCUUAACCAUUUGUACAAAAGGAAAAAAAAAAACUAAAUUCAAUUUGUCCCUAAAA